AUGGCUCCCAAUGAAGCCCUUCAGUAUAUGGGGAUUAUCAGGUUGCUUAAACAUUUUGGAUGGUUGUGGGUCGGGCUUUACGUUGUGGAUGAUGACAGUGGUGAACAUUUUGUGCAAGCUCUGGAGCCAUUGCUAUCCCAGAAUAAAAUCUGUUCGGCUUUCACAAGGAGCAUCCCACAACGAUCCCAUUUGAAUUCUUUGGAUGACAUUGGCAGUGCAGCAAGAAUUCUUUCUACAUCUUUCACAGAGAGUAACACCAGCACAUUCAUCCUCUAUGGAGAGUCUAGAACUAUAGUAGCACUGAAUAUGUUUAUGUUCCUAAGAGGUACCAUUUCCUGUGGAAGGGUAUGGAUUAUGACAGCCCAGGUUGAUUUCACAUUAUCGAGCCUUGAAAAGAAUGCAAAUUUAGAAUUGUUCCAGGGAGCCCUUUCUUUCGUGAUACAUUCCAGGGAGCUUCUAGGAUUCCACCAAUUCCUUCAGAACAUAAAACCUGGCUGGACUGAAGGGGAUGGUUUUCUCAAGGAAUUCUGGCAGCAAGCAUUCAACUGUGAUGGGUUAACCCCCCAGAUGUCAACAGAAAUUGAUGGAAUAUGUACCGGGGAGGAGAGGCUGGAGACCCUUCCUAGGACCUUUUUUGAAAUGGACAUCAGUGGCCACAGCUACAGUAUCUAUAAUGCAGUCUACGCCAUAGCACAUGCUUUACACAUCAUGGAUUCAGCUAGAACAAAGCACAGAGCAAUGGUGGGUAGCAGAAGUAUUGAAAUUCAAGCCCCGCACCCUUGGCAGCUUCACCCAUUUCUUCACAGUGUUUUGUUUAAUAACUCAGUUGGAGAAACAGUGUCCUUUAAUGAUGAAAGGGAAAUGGGAGGUGGAUUUGACAUCGUGAAUAUGGUCACAUUCCCCAAUACCUCCUUCCAGAGAAUGAAAGUUGGAAGGCUGGAUCCUGAUGUUCUUGGAGGAGAAGACUUCAUCAUCCAUGAGGAAAUGAUUGUGUGGCAUGGAGGUUUUAACCAGGCACUGCCCCUUUCUCUGUGUAAUGAGCAUUGCCAACCUGGUAGUCAGAAGAAAAGUAAGGAAGGGAAGAAAUUUUGCUGCUACGAUUGUGACCAGUGCCCUGAAGGGAAGAUUUCAAAUGAAACUGACAUGGCUGACUGUUUCAACUGCCUAGAAGAUCACUAUCCAAGCAAGAAUCAUGAUCAGUGCAUCCCAAAGUCUAUACACUUUCUUUCUUAUGAAGAACCUUUAGGAAUCAGUUUAACCUCAGCUGCUGUUUCCUUGGCCCUGAUUACAGCCUUGGUGCUAGGAAUCUUUUUGAAGUACAAAGAUACCCCCAUUGUUAAAGCCAACAACAGGGACCUCACCUACACUCUCCUCAUCUCCCUCCUACUCUGCUUCCUCUGUUCUUUGCUCUUCCUUGGACAACCAGGGAAACUGACCUGCUUUCUUCGGCAAUCUGCUUUUGGCAUUAUCUUCUCCAUGGCUGUGUCUUGUGUGUUGGCCAAAACCAUCACUGUGGUGGUCGCUUUCAUGGCCACCAAACCAGGGUCCAAUAUGAGAAAAUGGGUGGGGAAAAGACUGGCCAACUCCAUUGUUCUUUCCUGUUCCCUCAUCCAAGCUGGCAUUUGUGCCAUCUGGCUUGGAACCUCUGCUCCAUUCCCAGAUUUGGACAUAUGGUCAAUGCAUGAAGAAAUCAUAGUAUUAUGUAAUGAAGGCUCAGUUGUUAUGUUUUACACUGUCCUGGGCUACAUGGGGCUUCUGUCCUUCAUCAGCUUCACUGUGGCUUUUCUGGCUAGGAAGUUGCCUGAUAGCUUCAAUGAAGCCAAGUUCAUCACCUUUAGUAUGGUGAUCUUUUGCAGUGUUUGGUUGUCUUUUGUUCCAAGCUAUCUGAGCACCAAGGGGAAGUACAUGAUAGCUGUGGAGAUCUUCUCAAUCUUGGCCUCCAGUGCUGGGUUACUAACUUGCAUCUUUUCCCCCAAAUGCUACAUUAUCAUAUGCAGACCUGAGCUGAACAACAGAGAACAACUAAUUAGAAGAAAGAAUUAG
Messenger RNA from Varanus komodoensis (Komodo dragon), 2043 nucleotides. RefSeq names its product vomeronasal type-2 receptor 26-like. Gene Ontology annotation, biological process: G protein-coupled receptor signaling pathway. NCBI's taxonomy places the organism in Eukaryota, Metazoa, Chordata, Lepidosauria, Squamata, Varanidae. The record is from RefSeq and is a predicted model, not a curated record. Gene Ontology annotation, cellular component: membrane. The coding region runs from base 1 to 2043 and encodes 680 amino acids. The transcript is spliced from 4 exons. Gene Ontology annotation, molecular function: G protein-coupled receptor activity.